This is a messenger RNA of Zea mays, 3217 nucleotides long. RefSeq lists its product as uncharacterized. NCBI's taxonomy places the organism in Eukaryota, Viridiplantae, Streptophyta, Magnoliopsida, Poales, Poaceae. Bases 517 to 2532 code for a protein of 671 amino acids. The record is from RefSeq and is a predicted model, not a curated record. The transcript has 3 exons.
CCGGUCUCCGGCCUCCAUCCUACCCGCCGUGCUAUAUAAUCCCCACCCGGUUGUCCUCUGUCCGGUUUCCUCUCCCGUUCCCCUCUUGCCGCGGCGGUGUGCCCCAAUCGGCCAAUCCUCCUAUUCUCCCCCUCACCUCCUCAACCCUACUCCGACAACAGCGGGCGCUGGGAGCAAACGAAAACUAAAACGAGUGAGAUCGCGGCGCCCGAUUCUGUCGCGGUCGCGCGGGUGGCCGGAUUGGAUUGGAUCCUCGGACCCCCGCGCGCGCGCGGAGGGCAAUUCGGGCACAGAUCCCCGCGAUUCCGUCGCCGGAGGCGGGCAUGAGAGGCCGGAGGGCAUGCCUGUGGUGGUUCCUGGCGCAGGACGAGUGAGCCGGUGGCGGCGGGUGGAGGAGGACCUGUUGCUUUGAGCCUGAGAGGUGCAGUCGUCAAGGAGGAGGAAGAGGCGGCGGCGGCGGCGGCGGCGGCGGCGGCGGGGGUGGGUAGGUGAUCCGAGGCCCGAGGCGGCCGUGCCAUGUCUCGCUGCUUCCCGUUUCCGCCACCAGGAUAUGCCAAGACCGCGCGCCCCGACGGCCAGCUAGCCUCGCACCUGCAGCAGCAGCAGCAGCUUGACAAGGAGAAACAAAAGGAGAAGAAGCAUAAGAAGGACAAGAAGGACAAAGUUAGAAAAGAAGGUAAAGAAAAGAAGGACAAGGACAGGAGUAAGGAUAAGCACAAAGAUAAGAAAGACCGAAAAGAAAAACACAGAGACAAGAAAAAAGACAAGAGCAAAGAUAAAAGCAGGGAUUCAGGUGAAGGAAUUGAAAGAAAUGACGAGGCUCACCAUGGUCAGAAGGUUGGAGAGAGCAGCAGGAGAUCCGAAGAAAUUAAGGAUCUUAAAUUCAGGGAGGACUUGGUCAGAGACGUACAGGAUGAGAAAGGGGCGGCGAGUCGACCUAGUGAAAAUUAUGGUGUUUCAAAUGAUCGAAAUCGCAAAGGCUUCAGUGCUUCACCCGCGAUGGAGACUGAAAGGUUUGCGCUUAAUAAAGUGCAUAUUCAGUCUAGUAAUGCUCCAAGGAAAAAUGAGGGACUGGUACAACAGAGCAUCAGUGCCAAUCGACAAAAGAAUGGGACAUCAAUACGGCAUUCUGAAAGCCUCACCACUUUUGCUCAAAGAACUGUGGGUGGCUUUCCACCAGCACCUUCAACGGAGGAAAAAUUCAAAGCUGCAAGGCCUUUAUCCAAUACUGAAGCUGCACCCAGAAAAGAGGGGAUUGGACAGCGAAUCAGUAACAUUAGCAUAUUGGUUCCAAAGAGAACUGAAAACACAAACAGAGAUGUUGCGAAGAAAGAAGUUGGGACCUCCUCUCCAUUGCCUCCAAAUCCUGCUAAUGCUAUGCAUAAGGGAAAUGACAAGGUUGGUAGGCCAAUGGAGAACACACAAGUACCCAUGCAGAGAUUUGGCAGCCCAUCGAUGUCAACUGCAGCAGUGGGGAUGGACAGAGGAACACCUAGGUCAUCCAUCCCAAGCCCGAGCAUUACAAUCCGGAGACCGAAUGGAAUUGUACGGCCGCCUAAAAACAUUUCUGUCUCUUCUAAGAAACCUGAUGCAGGAGACGUUUCACCUGCUAUUGGUAAGGAAAAGGAACAAGGUGGAAGGUUGCUGCAAGCAAAUAUUUCAACUGAUCAGAAACUGGUUAUGUCAAAACCACCAGCUGUGGAGAAAGCUGCACACGGAAGUGCUGAAAGGACGGAGAAGGUCAGCAGAGAUGGGGUGCCUGAUGUUGCCAAGAAAGAGGACAAAAAGAGUGACCGGCAUGAGAAAAAGAAAAGGAAAGAGAAAGAUAAACACAAAGAGAGGAAAAAGGAGAAAGAGGCAAAGAAGGAGAAAGAGAAGCAUAAUUACAAGGAGCAUGAUAAGACAAGAGAGAACAAUAUAAGUUAUCCGGUAGAUAGUCUUAACUUGAAGCCCUCGGCCCCUCCUGUAGCCCCACCAGUUGAUGGUGGAAAAUCUGUUGUGCCCGAUGAGAACCUGAAGAAGCGAAAGAAUCAUGAAACGAAUGGUUACCUACAAAACCAUCUUGAAAUGCGGCCUACAAAGUUGCCGAGACCAGCCCUCCCCAUCAAUCUUGUGGAGAAUGGUACAGCAUCUCAUGUAGCCGCGCCACUCUCUUCUGUGAAGCCAGAAGCCAUUAUCAAUAAUAUUGAAAAGGCUGAAAGGCUGCACAAGGAAGAGAAGAUGAAUGGCAACCAACAGGCUGAGCGAGCUCCAGUCGAUCCGGUGGCUGCCUAUGAGAAUGGCAUAACUUCUAGGAAGUCGCCUCACCCCGACUGCAAGUAUCUUAGCCAGAUAUACAGCGUUCCUGAAGCACCUCAAAUGAUGGAAUUGCCUGGGCAGGAAGGUGAGGACUGGCUGUUCGACCGAGGUGGCACCAAAUCAAGGAAGCCCAGUUCAGCGGCUGAGGCUGAUGAAGCCCCCCAAGUGUGGGCUCAGGCUCUGAAAAUUGACCAAGCUGAUGUCAUUGCUUUACCAUACGUGGUACCCUUUUAGGCCAUGUUCGUUUGAUCCCAAAACCAUAGGGAUUGAGGGGGAUUGGAAAGGAUUGGAGAGGACUUUGACUUGUAGGGGAUUUAAUCCCCCUCAAUCCCUAUGGAUGAGCACAAAACGAACAUGACCUUAGCCGAGUGACAAAGUAGCUGAGAAACUGAGCAACACCCGCUCAGCAUGUGGGGAUGUUGCUCCCAACUCUGUCUCCAUAGGCUGGGGCGUGGCCCAGCUGAGCUGAGGCUGAGGCUGAGGCUGCCAGGAGGUUGGAAUCUGUAACGGAGUGGAUAGGUGUUAUCGCUGCACAAUUUUGAUCCCUAAGGUGUAAUAGCAUUUUGAAUACCGAAGUGUACAUUAGAGAAGAGCGGGUGCGGUGGGGGAGAGGACAGGAGAGGAGAGGGAAGACUUGAGAUUCUUCAUUUAUACUAGUAGUCGGAUGGAUUUGAGCUGCUGCUGGCACCUGACCCUCCUCCUCCUCACCUUCCCUGUGUAUAUAACAAACUCUAGCUAGCUUACAUAGAUGCUGAUGUGGCGGUUGAGGUUUGUAAUUUUAUUCUAUCCAACGGCGGCGUUGAUGUUGAGGUUCUGUUCUCUCAUAGAUAUAUAGUGUCGUGUCACAUUGCUGAGUUGUUUUGUUUAUCAAACUGCUUGCUGAGUUUUGAACUACCAAUAAUAACACCACCAUUUGACA